UACCUGGCACCGUCGAUACCCUUCGUGUGGCGGCUCACAGCAGUCGCCCAUCAUGGUGCUGUUCGCGCAGUCCGAGUACAAGUACUUCGAUCCCAUCCAGUUCUUCAACUACGACUCGUACUUGCAGCUCGACAUCGAGAUGGUCGGCACGACGCUGUUCUUCUACCCGUUCGGCCUGGACCUCGGUGUGUUCGGCGGGCCCCUGCAGGUGCAGUACAGCUUCUUCAUGGGCACCAUACACUUCGGCCAGGGACGAGACUCGGGCUCAGAGCACCUCAUCGAGAAACAGGGCUACGCCGCCGAGGUGCAGCUAAUUCACAGCACAGAGCUUACGAGCGAUAACGACUGUCUCAAGGAAGCCAACGGUCUGCUAGUGCUUGUCAUACUUUUUGAGGAGACUAGCGACGACAACGAGGACCUGGCUCCGUUCCUGGACGCCAUCCAGGAGCUGCACGGCGACGAACAGGGCCUGCACACGACCACCGAGUUCCUGAUGUCGUCUCUGAUACCCCGCUCCACGCUGGAGUACUACAUCUACCCGGGGUCCCUGUCCUUCCCGCCAUGCACCGAGCGAACCAUCAACGUCGUCUUCCAGAGGACCGUCCCAAUAGGCCAGAAACAGCUGGAGGAGAUGCGCAAGUUGCACUGGCGUCUGGGCGGGGACUCCUCGUGCACCGGCCUGCUGGCGGGCAACGUUCGGCCCAUCGCCGACGAAGGUGGCUUCGCCAAGUCGACGCGCACCGUAUUCCGCUCGUUCUUCUCGUACGCCUCCUCCUCCCCCUCGACGACCGCCUCGUGCCGCACCGUCGCUGCUCUAGCCGCAGUCGUGGCGGCGGCGUCAGCGUGCUCUCCGAGAACUCAACGUUGGCCGCUCUUCGUUUGAGCACGCCACGGACCUUGCUCUUACUUUUAUUUAAAAAGUUGCAUUUAUUCGCACUGCGGAGGACAUCGCUUGUCGUGGGUCCACGCAGAUCGUGAGCAUAUACGAAACGUGCUACGUGCGAAUCCCUUCGUUUCGUUCAUCGCGUACAUUGUUGUAGGAUGCCAGCUGAGUCAGAAAUAAUGCGCAGUCGAACUGAUGAGUAUGUGGUUCUCGAACUAACUGGACAUGUCGUAGCUACUUUUCUUGAUCGAUCGUUUUCCCUUUCGUGCAAGUCGUGUGCACAGAUAUGUGAAAUCAAUUUACCUGUUCACGUGCCUAAUAAAAUCGUACUUGUCAUCCGGCCUGCAUGCAAUACCAGGCUAAUGCGCAUGAUCGUUGCCGAUGAUUUACAGUUUGUUCCGGUUAUUGUUGGUCGGUGUACUUGUAACUGCGAGGUGACUGUCUCGCAUUACCGUUUGCGAAAGUUGCGGCGUUUCUUUUCACCGUACCAUUGCCUCUCAGGGACCCGGGGUAGCGUGAAUAUACGCCUAUAAUGCCGGUGCUCGGGACACUUUUGUUAAUGUACGAACACGCUACUAUUCUGUACUAUUUAUCGCGAGAUUUUCAUCUCGAAAUUCGACAUUAUUGUUGAACACGUUUUCUUUUUCUUAUGUUAAUUUUUUUUCCUACGUGUUUCGUGCUGAAAAAUGUUGCGUAUUUGUAAGUUCCACUCCAAUAUGUAAUAUGGACCCCGACGCCUUCGCCAAGCUACGUGACAGCUUCUUGCUCAGUUCACUUGGUUCUGAAAAAUAAAGUUUGAAUUGAAUUGAAUUAAAACAUCUUCCGUAGCGGAGAACGAUGCACUUUAAUAAAAACAAAAAGGGGGGAAAUAAGGCAGUGACAACACGAUCAGAAUCAGGAAUAUCACCUGCCAUGCCAGCUACCUUCGGAUAUUGAAGAAAAAGAAGAAAAAAUAUAAAUGAAUAUUUUUUAAGUAUCGUAUAGCCAUGCAGAAAAAAGAACUAUCCUAUAGACUUAUAUCAUACGCGUGGGCAUUGGAUCACAUCGAAAACGUUCUUUCGCUUUGACCUACUAUGCCUGACGUAACUACACUUUCAAAUAAUCAUUUUUCUGCGCUUUCAGUUCAUGAAUGGAACCGUCUUGUUUGACUUAUUAAUAAUAAUGAUAUUGUACUGUAUACUUUCACAGAUAUGAUGUG
Dermacentor andersoni is the source of this 2081-nucleotide messenger RNA. Its product is annotated as carbonic anhydrase 1-like. NCBI's taxonomy places the organism in Eukaryota, Metazoa, Arthropoda, Arachnida, Ixodida, Ixodidae. The record is from RefSeq and is a predicted model, not a curated record. Gene Ontology annotation, molecular function: zinc ion binding; carbonate dehydratase activity. Gene Ontology annotation, cellular component: cytoplasm.